UAAAACCCCGCGGCGGACGUUGAGCGGCCACAGCCGCGUUCUCGCUUCAACAGUGCUUGAACGGAACCGGCUGCUCGCGGCCCUUCGUCCAUCUCGGCCGUCCGUCCGUCCAUCCCGCCGCUCCGAACCGCUCCGUCCGUCCCGCUAUGGACUCCCAGAUCCGCCAGAACUACCACCGCGACUGCGAAGCCGCCAUCAACCGCAUGGCCAACAUGGAGCUCUACGCUUCCUACGUCUACCUCUCCAUGGGGUUUUACUUCGACAGGGACGACGUGGCCCUGCGGCGGGUGUCGCAGUUUUUCCUGCAGCAGUCGCGGGAGGAGCGGGAGCACGCCGAGGGGCUCCUGCGCUUCCAGACGCGCCGCGGGGGCCGCAUCCUCCUGCAGGACAUCAAGAAGCCGGAGCGGGACGCCUGGGGGUCGGCGCUGGAGGCGGUGGAAGCGGCGCUGCAGCUGGAGAAGUCGGUGAACCAGGCGCUGCUGGACCUGCACGCCUUGGCUUCCGAGAAGGGGGACCCCCACCUUUGUGACUUCCUGGAGUCCAACUACCUGGACGAGCAAGUGAAGGCCAUCAAGGAGCUGGGGGACCAUGCCACUAACCUGCGGCGCCUCGCUGGUGGGGCCACUGGGCCUGGGGGGGCCUCGGCUGGCCUCAGUGAGUACCUGUUCGACCGUCUGAGCUUGGAGGAGCGCAGCUGAGCCUCCCCCCGCCUUUGCCUCCACAGGCAGCCCCCAGCACCGUCUUCCUCUGCCCCCAGACCCUUGUAACCCCCCCGCCCCAUCCAAGGGGGCCCUGCCUGCUGGGCUCUCCCAGCAUGAUUCCAAUAAAGGGUCUGUUUUGCCUCCA
Lonchura striata (white-rumped munia) is the source of this 846-nucleotide messenger RNA. RefSeq names its product ferritin, higher subunit. The record is from RefSeq and is a predicted model, not a curated record. Gene Ontology annotation, biological process: iron ion transport; intracellular iron ion homeostasis. NCBI's taxonomy places the organism in Eukaryota, Metazoa, Chordata, Aves, Passeriformes, Estrildidae. Gene Ontology annotation, cellular component: cytoplasm. Gene Ontology annotation, molecular function: ferrous iron binding; ferric iron binding.